AUGAUUCAAUUGGGAGAAAAAGUGACAGAAAAAGCAAUUGAUAUUGCUGCAGAAAAGGGUCGCCUUAAAGUAGUUAAAUAUUUACAUUCUAUAGGAUAUAAAGGUUCAGAUCGCGCAUUUGAUUUUGCUGCAAAAAAUGGUUACUUGGAAGUACUUAAAUAUUUACAUUCUAUAGGAUAUAAAGGUACAAAAGAUGCAAUUAAUUGGGCUGCAAGAAAUGGUUACUUGGAAGUACUUAAAAAUUUACAUUCUAUAGGAUAUAAAGGUUCAGAUCAGGCAUUUGAUUUUGCUGCAGAAAAUGGUUACUUGGAAGUACUUAAAUAUUUACAUUCUAUAGAAUGUAAAGGUACAGAAGAUGCAAUUAAUUGGGAUGCAGAAAAUGGUUACUUGGAAGUACUUAAAUAUUUACAUUCAUUAGGAUAUAGAGGAACAGAUUGGGCAGUUAAUUGGGCUGCAAGAAAUGGUUACUUGGAAGUACUUAAAUAUUCACAUUCUAUGGGAUAUAAAGGUUCAGAUAUGGCAGUUAAUUUUGCUGCAGGAAAGGGUCACCUUAAAGUACUUAAAUAUUUACAUUCUAUAGGAUAUAAAAGUACAGAUUUGGCAGUUAAUUUUGCUGCAGAAAAGGGUCGCCUUGAAGUACUUAAAUAUUUACAUUCUAUAGGAUAUAAAAGUACAGAUUGGGCAGUUAAUUGGGCUGCAAGAAAUGGUUACUUGGAAGUACUUAAACAUUUACAUUCUAUAGAAUGUAAAGGUACAGAUUAA
Hydra vulgaris (swiftwater hydra) is the source of this 762-nucleotide messenger RNA. The record is from RefSeq and is a predicted model, not a curated record. Lineage: Eukaryota; Metazoa; Cnidaria; Hydrozoa; Anthoathecata; Hydridae.